CUGUGCUUCGUCCAGGAGAUUGGCCUAAGAGAGAGGGAAUUGAACUUGUGACCUUGGAGCUUAAACCCCAAGCCUUAACCACAAUGCCACCCACCCUUAAGUUAAUUUAUUUAUUUUUUAGCUACAUCCACAGCAUAUAUUAUGAACUUCAAAUUUCAUAGAUACAAACUUGUACAUAUGAUUGCGGAAGGAAAUGAAUAAAUAUGCGUAAAUAAAAGAUUAGCUGGUCCGUGUUUAGGGGGGGCACCUAUGAAAAAUUCAGAGGCCAACCUUGGAUCUCUCAGCACAGCGCGCACACUAACACUAACACAAUCCCCACCCUCUUCCUCUUCCUCUUCCUCUUCCUCUUCCUCUUCGCACCCGAUCCUUUACGCUGGGUGUGUGUCGUUGCUGUCUCAUACUACUACUAUUACUAUACAUACAUACAUACAUACAUGAUGCAAUGAUGCCUCCCUCCCCACUUCCCACACUCUCUCUCUCUCUGGAGGAGUAGAUUAUUCUCUCUCUAUUCACUAUUCUAUUCUUGGCAUGCAUUAAAAUUUCAUACACACCCCCAUCCAAUCAUUUCUCUCUCUUCCCAAAAUUUUAGGAGAGGAAAAAAAAACACACGCGACCCAAAAACAAAGGAGGGAAAGGAAAACAAAAGAACGCCAAUGCCAUCACAACAACUAUACAUCAUCAUUGGAAAAGGAAUAGGAAUAGGAAUAGGAAUAGGAAUAAAAUCCUGCAGCAGCAGCAACAAUAAUAAUAAUAUUCCAUUGGGAAGAAGGAUUUGUUUCGAGUUGUCAUCGUCCUCGAAACAUCCCCAUCUCCUGUAAUGGGCGCGCACGCAGCCCCUUUUGUGCGCGCACCACCACCACCAACAACAACAACAACAACAUUGCUCAAUCUCCUCUGGCUCAAUCUCCUCCUCCUCGUCUUGUUCUUCUCCUCUACUACGGUCGGCGAUGCGGAAUCCGACGCCAACGCCCUCAUCAAAUUCAAGUCCUCUCUAUCCAAUGCGGAUGCUCUCCGUAGCUGGAACAUCAACAACAACAACAAUGAUCCUAAAACCAUGAGUCCCUGUUCUGGUAAUUACGGCAAUUGGAUCGGCGUUCUCUGCUCUGAAGGCUACAUCUGGGGUUUGCAAUUGGAGAACAUGGCCCUCGCCGGCGAUAUCGAUGUCGAUUCCCUUCUCCUCCUGCCCCACCUCCGCACUAUCAGCUUCAUGAACAACAAUUUUGAAGGUGGAUUACCAGAUUUCAAGAAACUUGGAUCCCUCAAGUCCUUGUUCUUGUCUCAUAACCAUUUCUCGGGUCAGAUUCCGGACGAUGCGUUUACGGGGAUGGGUUCUCUCAAGAAGUUGUAUUUGUCUCACAACGAGUUUACCGGCACCAUUCCUUCAUCGGUUGCCCAUCCCAACAAGCUUCUGGAGUUGAGGCUCGAUGGCAACCGUUUUACAGGGGCCAUCCCAGAUCUUCAACAAAAGGAUCUCAAAAUCCUCAAUGUUUCUAACAAUGAAUUAGAGGGUCCAAUCCCACCCACUCUCGCCAAACUCAACCCUACCUCAUUUUCAGGCAACAAAGAUCUGUGUGGGAAGCCUCUCGACUUGGAAUGCAAAUCCCCGGCUGUUCUGAGUGACCCCCAAAAAUCAUCUCCCAUGAAAAUAAUUUUAAUUGUGAUUUGUUGUUUGGUAGCAUUGGCAGCAAUCAUUAUGGUUUUAAUCAUAUACCGUCGCAGCUCCAUGACACCUCAAUUAGGAUCUUCGUCCUCCUUAAAAGCCACGGGUUUGCCAGUUCCAGCUGCAGUUGUAGUUGCGGAACAACAACAGUAUGGGUCAUCACCUGAUAUGAGCGUGAGUGGCAACUCUAAGAGGGGUGAUCAACAUGGAAAGUUGUCAUUCGUGAGGGACGACAGACAGAGGUUUGACUUGCAAGACUUGCUGAGAGCCUCUGCAGAGGUGUUGGGGAGUGGCAACUUUGGGUCUUCCUACAAGGCUGUGCUCAUGGAUGGCCAUGCUGUGGUGGUGAAGAGGUUCAAGCACAUGAACAACUGUGGUAGAGAAGAGUUCCAUGAACACAUGAGAAGGCUAGGGAGGUUGGGCCAUCCUAACUUGCUGCCUCUUGUUGCUUAUUACUACAGAAAGGAGGAGAAGUUGUUGGUGUUUGACUAUGUGCACCAUGGCAGCUUGGCCAGUCACCUUCAUGGGAAUCAUAGUGCGGAACAGCCAGGGCUUGAUUGGGCGACGCGGUUGAAAAUAGUGAAAGGAGUAGCUAGGGGGUUGUUUUACCUGCACGAAGAGCUGCCCAGCCUAAUCGUACCCCACGGUCACCUCAAGUCUUCCAAUGUGCUUCUUAAUGAAUCCAUGGAGCCCCUCUUGAUGGACUACACUCUAGUCCCUGUGGUCAACUUAGAACGCGCCCAGCAGAUCAUGGUGGCUUACAAAUCUCCAGAGUAUGCUCAGCAAGGCCGAACCACCAGGAAGACCGAUGUGUGGAGCCUCGGAAUACUCAUAUUAGAGAUACUCACUGGCAAGUUCCCUGCAAACUACCUCAUUGCACAAUCAGGCACCGAUGCCGCAGAGUUAACAAGUUGGGUUGACUCCAUUGCUAAGGAAGACACUGCCCGAGUGUUUGAUAAAGAGAUGGGUACCAAGAACAAUAAUAAUAAUAUUGAUGGUCAUGAUCAAGUGGGAGAAAUGCUAAAACUGUUGAAGAUUGGAGUGGCUUGCUGUGAAGAGGAUGCCGCGAAAAGGUGGGAUCUGAAGGAGGUUCUUCAGAAGAUUGAAGAGUUAAAUUAAUUUAAGUGAAAGGGGAGAUCAUCUAUCAUCGAGAUCAGCAGGGGACGAGACAACAGCGCCUAGCUUGUGUUGGGUUUGAUCGAUCUGUUUCCACUCCCCUGACGGCCAAGAUUAAUUAAAUAUUAAAAGAAAAGGAAGAAGAAGAAGAAGAAUAUUGAUUGAGGGUGCAUGCAUGGGAUGUUGGGAGAGCUAGCUGGGUUUCAGUUUUCAGUGGAGAGGCUGGGAAUACUGGGAUGCAUAUCAGCUGGUUUUAAAAUAAAUUUAAAAUUUUAUUUUAUUCUUUUUUAUUAUUAUUAAAAAUAUAUAUAUGGUUUUGAUCAUA
Molecule: messenger RNA, 3101 nt
Organism: Camellia sinensis
Lineage: Eukaryota; Viridiplantae; Streptophyta; Magnoliopsida; Ericales; Theaceae
Product: pollen receptor-like kinase 4
Biological process (GO): protein phosphorylation
Molecular function (GO): protein binding; protein kinase activity; ATP binding
Source: RefSeq, a predicted model, not a curated record